AUGAAAAUGAUGAUGGGUAACAUGAAGGCCACCAGCCCCGGGCACCUGCCCCCAGCUGCGGAGAAGCACACAGGGCUUCCAAAUGCAACAGAAAAGAUCGUGGAAAAGAAAGAGGUCAGGAAAGCAGUACACUUAACGGGCAAAUCUGGUCAGAAAGGCCUUCCUCUGGAAUGGGAGGCCAUCUAUGGACAUGCCUUCACUUCCAGCAUUCAGUAUAAACAAGGAAGCCUGAUGAUUAAUGAAACUGGUCUGUACUUUGUGUACUCCAGUGUGUUCUUCCGAGGUGAGGUCUGCAACAACCAGCCUUUGGACCAUACUGUUUACAAACGAAACCCAGGUUAUCCAGGGAACCAGGUUUUAAUGGAGGACAGAAGGAUGAAUUACUGUGCGACUCAGAAAAUGUGGGCCGGGAACAGCUACCUGGGGGCAUUGUUCAACCUCACCAGAAUGGACAGGUUGUAUGUCAAUGUCUCCAAAAUUGCUCUGGUUCAUUUUGAAGAAUCAAAGACAUUUUUUGGUGUAUUUAAACUUUAGGGAUUACUCAUUGGUAUGUGGCUUUCAGCAAAUACACACUAGGGACUUAAGCAUUCACAGGAGCUGCGCACUAGCACAGGGUCUUACUGCAGGAGGCCCCUCGGGAAACCACCAUCAGGCCUUUGAUACCGGACAGCUGAAUUGACUCGAAAAAGGAUUUAAACCUGAUUCUUGGAACUCACCCUGAAUUGUCCUAGGACAACCCUAACAGAGUAGCAGGAAGAACUCCAGCACCACAAAGGCCUCUUUUAAACUCACUACUUGCUCAAGAGGAGCACUUGCUACCUGAGAAAAUGCAGAUGCACUGGGCCAGAUUCUGUGAAAAUCCGAUUUGCACCAUGUGUACCUACUGAAGGAGCCUUUAGGCCCAUGGAGAGGCUUUGUGGAUGUUUCUAUUUGUGUGCAAGAAAGUAUGUUGGUCGUGGGUUUGUUUUUUCUGUUUUUUAGUGUGGGUGUACGUGAGUGGACAGGGUUUAUAUGUGUGUGUGUGUGUGUGUGUAUGUGUGUGUGGGAGGUAGAUGGAAGCGGUAUGAAGUCUGGGGUCUUUUUUAUAAUCUUCCUGGUUUGCUGAAGCCCCCUCUUACUCAUUUGUUCUCCAACUGAAUUUUUUUUUACUCAGUGCCCUAGCAGAACUCACUGACACUGGAGUUUUCUGCCCAGCACAGGCACAGCGAUUGUUGAUUAUGUAGUUAUGUUAUUCAUGGGCAUUUAGCACCUUUAACCCUUGCUCUUGCAUGUGCUGCAAGUAUUUGCAGGGUGUGUCUACACAAGCCGCCCAGUGCAGUUGUUACUGUGCUGUUAUUUAGUACUUGCAUAACCAGGUUCUAAAUGACCAUGAUGACUAUGCAGUGACUGGAGUUACUGCGCAGUAGCAUCCCAGCACUGUUGCCCAGUGAUGGCUACUACGCAGUAGCUCAUAACUACUGUGCAGGAGCGUUAUGUCAUGGUUCAUGCCUGGUGAUGCAUCUUGUGUAGAUAUGCCUGUGGGGGGUUUAACUGUAGAAGGAUUUUUAGAAAAAGAAAAAAGAAAAAAAUUCACCCCCCAAAAGUCUUUUUUCUCCUAUUUGACUUGGAGAACUUUGACUUAUUUCCCAGGAUCAGAUUCUGUUCUUGGGCUCUUAUAGGUAGUGUCUUACAGAGGAGGAUAUUAAUAAAUUACCCAGAACAUUUGGUAUAUUGAAAAGGGGAAGGAAAGAAGGGUGAACCUCCUCUCUGACUGCUUCUCUUCCAUACACAGCACUGCAUCAUGUACUUGGGCAUAUUCCAACAGUGAGAAAAUGCCUUGGGGUAAAUGAGGAGCAAAGUGUAUUGGCUUUUAAACCCAGAAGGUCCAUUUACUUGCUGUUGGUAACCCCUCAAGUCAGUAGAGAAGAAACUGGUGUGAAUUUGGCCCAUAAAAAUCUAUCACUAUUGAGGGUUUUGUGCAAGUCCCAGUUCCCCUUCAUCCUCCCACAGGAAAAACUGUGUUCCAGUUCUCCAGCUUCCUCCUGUUCCCUUCCCCCUCCCCAAAUCUACCUCAGCACCUUCCUUAGCUCUGGGGACUUUCUGGUCCUGAGCCACUUCAGAACUCAACCUUCACGGCAGGGAGCUAUGUCCCCUUCUGCACUUUCCUCUCCUUCCCAGUUAAAUCCUCCCAGUCCUCUACAGUGCCUCCAGGCUGCCCAUGCCAGUACUGCAAAGGCUGCAGACACCCAUUGGCUUCCUUGCACAGCCUGGUUACCUCUUGCUUCAUCUUCCCCACUUCUGUGUGUCAGCCACAUCCCACCCCCAGCUCUGUGACUCACUCAGGAAAAAACAGGGGUAUAUGACAUUUGACUCUCCUGGCACCCAGUAGUGCCCAGAGAGGGUGGAAAGUGAAAACCAGGCCUUGCCUAACAUGCUGCAAAGAAACAUGGUAACUUGAGCAGAAAAGUAACUAUUGAUGCAUUCCUUUUAAUAUAUAUUUUAUAUAUCUAUAAUGUUAUACUAUAAAUAAAUAAUAUUUUUAUAUGUG
Messenger RNA from Gavialis gangeticus (Gharial), 2527 nucleotides. RefSeq names its product Fas ligand (gene FASLG). Lineage: Eukaryota; Metazoa; Chordata; Crocodylia; Gavialidae. Gene Ontology annotation, cellular component: membrane. Gene Ontology annotation, molecular function: tumor necrosis factor receptor binding. The record is from RefSeq and is a predicted model, not a curated record. The transcript has 4 exons. Gene Ontology annotation, biological process: extrinsic apoptotic signaling pathway via death domain receptors; immune response; positive regulation of canonical NF-kappaB signal transduction. Bases 1 to 534 code for a protein of 177 amino acids.